AGAAAGCACCGCGCGUCAGGGUCAGAAUUGUGUCUUGUGUCCAGCAGUUCUGUUUUGUAGCCUAAUCUCAAUCCAUAUAUCGAGUCAAUUUCAAUCUAAAACACUUUCACAGAGUUAUGUAAACCGUAGAUUGUGAAACGCGCUCUCGAUAAAGCGUCCGCGUUCCUUUCGGUUGUUUGUUUAUGUGUAAGAACGGUGCUACCGUGGUCGCGACUCCUCCCGUGCUGGAUUGUUGUGGAGGGUUUAAUAACGUGGAUUACAGCAAGGUGGACCUGCCAGUCAUGGACAAGGUUCUGGGGCUCGUGGAUGUGUCUGAUCCCAGGUUCUGUGUGGCCGUCAUCGCUAUCCUCUUCAACCCUUUCUUUUGGAAUGUGAUGGCGCGCUGGGAGCACAGGACCAGGGGUCUGACCAGGUUGCUUGGAGGUCCUUACCUGGCCUGCUACUGCUUAGGCUUCCUCAUCCUACUGCUAAAUGUCUACCGCAGCCACAGUAUUACAGUGGCGAUAAGGGCCCAAGUGAGGUGGGAGAUGUUGUCCAGCCAGGAGGUCUUCUACCUGGGGGCAGCUCUCAUGGUGCUGGGGUCUGUCCUGGUGGUGACCAGUUUCCUGGCACUGGGGUUUACCGGAACCUUCCUUGGAGACUACUUUGGUAUCCUGAUGGAUCAGAAGGUAACCAGCUUUCCCUUCAAUGUGACAGAAAACCCCAUGUACUGGGGCAGCACUGCCAACUACCUGGGCCUGGCACUCAUUCCCGGGAUGUAAUUGGUCUCUUACACUACAGCAAUCGUCCUGCAACAAAGAACCUCAAGUGGGUCAAGAGACCUCUGUAAACAUCUAUGUGUGUGUCUGUUGCCUCUCUCUGGCCUUGCUGUUUCAGAGUGUGUGUUUGGCUUCACUAGUCUUCAUGUGGGAUGUGUGAGCAGACAACUGGAGGGCUAGCGGCAGACGCUGCUAAUGACCUCUUUGUUUUUCCCAAGAUGGUUUUAAGUGUGUUUUAAAGAAGAACAACUGUUCAGUUAGGAUGUAGUAAACUCUGUGUUUCUCUCAAUGUGUGUUUCUGUGUGUGUUUAUUGUAUUCACAGGUGGGUGGUUCAGUUGUAAUUCAAUUGAAUGAAAUAUUCCUCAGAUAAGAUGCGAUCACCGUGACCCAUAAGGACCCACCUACCCGGUCAUUUACUCCUCACUUCUCAGCCUCUCUCUUAACACGGUCCAUGUCUCUCUCUCUCCCUUGCUCCGUCUUAUUUGCUCUCUUUCCUCUCUUUCUCUCUCUCUCUGUCAUUCUCUUCUGUCUCUGUCUGUUCCCAGACCAGGGUACUGCAGCAGGAAUCAUAUUACCAUUGAGCUCUCAUGGCCAAUAUACCAGGCUAAUUAGAUAUCUUUGAGAUGAAGACAAAGGAGAACCACUGGCACACACCCACACACACACAGACACACACAUACACACACAUACACAGGGGCUUCUCUAUCUAAUAGUCAAGAGCAGCUGAUGUACCUGCAGUCAGAUAGGUACAGGUUUUCUUAUCAGCAUAUCCACUCACUGUAGCAUAAUACUAUACUUUAUAAUCUGUUGUUAUGUAACUGACCCACCACUGUCCCCUGCUGAUCCUACUCGGGUCAUCUACUGGACAUACUGGACUGCUCUCUAUUAUCUUUUGUUCUCCACAAAGUGAUAUUUAAUAAAUAGUCCAUGACAGGCCAUGGGAUUUGGUUAUUAUUUCAUGGCUAAGGUGCGUUGUUUGGCCACCUUAGCUGGAAUAUAAUAACCAUAUACCAAUGUCUGUCGUGAGCUAUUGCUUGAAUACUUUAUACAUCUAGGUCAGACUCUUACCUGUCCUACUGUAACAGUAGCUCCCAACCGGGCCACGUUCUGUAGCCUUAGAUCAUUGUCCCCUCUCUUCUCACGAUAGGCCACAGCCAGUUCUGUGUAAGAGAAAGAGAGAGACCAACUAGUUUACUUACACAACGUGGAUAAGCAACACCUCAAGGAGUGGACCCGUUUGUGCCGGAGUCAAAGAAAGUGUCAUGGUGGUUGGAUUCCUCUCUUGAAAACUCUACAUUUAGAACCCGACAUUAAGAAUGCGAAGUAGAGCCCUCAGAGCUGACUGACCCAGACAUGAGUGUUAACAGUCUUGUGUCUGCCUACCAAGGCUAACCAACAGCCUGCUGUUAAAAUAUGCAUGGACUCGUAUCUCUGAUAUGUCUUAGUAUUAUAGUCUCUCCUUCUCUCCUCUCUGUGUGUGUCUGUCUCUUCCAUCCCCUAGUCUAGCCCAGCCAAGCCUGCAGGCUCCAGGACUGGACCCUCCAUCUGCCAGACAGAUAGUACUGAAUAACAACCCAUAUUAACACUGAAUGUUUUGGACUGUCCUCGUGUGCCGCUGAGUCACGUCCAGACCGGUCGAAUGUGUGUAUGAGUGUGUGUGCAGCUGGUGCUGUUGUGCCAUUGGGAACAUUCUUGGGUCCAACGAGGCUGAGUAGAGCACACAUUGAAAGCAGAACAAAAGGUUUGGAUAAUCCAAAACGCUGAGGGAAAGUAUAGAAUAGAGCAAUCAAAAGAAGGAAAAGAGCAAUUUAAACUAGCAUGUGUGAACUUCCUCUAGCACCCCAGUAAUCAAGGAACCAGGUCAAGACUGGUUACGCCACCAACGGGGUCAGCAGGAUACUGGAUCCAGACAGCCAUUACUUUGCCCCCCUCAUAUGCCUUUUCCACCAUCACUUAGCCCACUUAGAUCAUUUGACCUAAUGAGAGGACAACGGGAUGUGUAUCAACACACUUAAGUCAUUUGGCUUCCGUCUAUUUUUCAGAUCUUACCGGGCAUGUUGUCUGUAGGACUCUCAAAUCCAGGUCAGGAAAAAGCUUAUGAGGGCAGCGUGUGUAGAGGGCGUGGCAUGUGUUUGUCAGCAUGGCUCUUCUGGGUGGUCCAGAAAAUCUUGACAAGGAAUCAAAAUUGCAAGGACUAGGCCUGUGUGUGUUUAAGUGUGUAUGUGUGUUAUAUAGGUACAACAUUUUUUGUGUCU
Molecule: messenger RNA, 3014 nt
Organism: Osmerus eperlanus (European smelt)
Lineage: Eukaryota; Metazoa; Chordata; Actinopteri; Osmeriformes; Osmeridae
Gene: pemt
Product: phosphatidylethanolamine N-methyltransferase
Exons: 6
Coding region: 183-761 (192 amino acids)
Biological process (GO): phosphatidylcholine biosynthetic process
Molecular function (GO): phosphatidylethanolamine N-methyltransferase activity
Source: RefSeq, a predicted model, not a curated record